UAACUUCGUGAAGAAAUUGACAAAAUAGAACAUGUUCUAUUUUUCUCAUUUAUUGGACGUGAAUUCAGUAUCACCAACCUACGUAGAUUUGGCGCGAAGUAGGGAUAAUAAUUAAUUUGGUUUUGAUUAUUGAAUCAAAUUGAACUUUUGCAUUUUUAAGUCAUGUGUCAAGUAAUAGUUAUGGAAAAGAGAGUCCACAAUAUAACCUACUUGGAUGCAAACUUUAACUAUAACUGGGAUAUAAAUAAAGAAAUAAGAAUACGCAUUGAAAAAGCCAAAGCCGCCUUCUAUAAAUUAAAGAAAAUUCUAAUUAAUAGAGAUAUUACGUUAGACCUUAAAAUCAGAUUAAUACGCUGCGACAUAUUCUCCACAUUGCUGUAUGGUAUGGAGAGCUGGACCCUUACAGAGACAUUAAUGAAAAAAUUAAAGGCCUUUGAGAUGUGGAUUUAUCGACGAGUACUGCGGAUAAGUUGGGUUGAUCGAAUAAGAAAUGAAAUAGUUUUACAUCGAAUGAAAAAGACCACAGAAAUAACAAAAACGAUAAAAAUUUGA
This is a messenger RNA of Diabrotica balteata, 552 nucleotides long. The record is from the annotation of a GenBank genome assembly. Lineage: Eukaryota; Metazoa; Arthropoda; Insecta; Coleoptera; Chrysomelidae.